Hylaeus anthracinus is the source of this 2823-nucleotide messenger RNA. Its product is annotated as endoribonuclease CG2145-like. The transcript is spliced from 7 exons. Lineage: Eukaryota; Metazoa; Arthropoda; Insecta; Hymenoptera; Colletidae. The coding region runs from base 198 to 2678 and encodes 826 amino acids. The record is from RefSeq and is a predicted model, not a curated record. Gene Ontology annotation, molecular function: RNA endonuclease activity.
AUAUCUUUCAAAGGUCAUCAGCGGUGACCUCUUAGUAUAUGGUUUAGUUUCAAGGAAAUCUCUGGAGAUAACACUGCAAGACGUAAUGCGUUAACUAUGAAAAAAGUUUGAUAAAUCUCAGUGGCAAAUAUAUAAACUGUUAUUCACACAUUCCACAUCAGUUUACUCAUACUGCGUCUUAAACGCUUCUAGAAAUCAUGAGAUUUAAAUCCUUUUUGCUUUUACUUUUUUGCGUGUUUUUUAUAAUUGAUGGUAUUAGUGCAAGAUGGACAUCUUUUGGGAGAUCAAGAAGUGGCGGAAGUAGUUCACACAGAUCGUCUAACAGUGGAGGUGGUUGGCACAGAUCACCUAGCAAUGGAGGUAGUUCACACACAACAUCUUAUGGAUCAUCUUCUGGUAGUCAUGGAUCUGGAUCCAGUCACACGCCAUCUUCUUCACACACAUCUACAGGUUCUAGGCCUAUCGGAUUUGGAACCUCGACGAGAGUAAACUCCGCCCCUCACUCAGGAGGAAGUUCAUUUGGAACAGCAACGCAAGGCCAUAGUAAAGAUGUUAACACAAAUUUCUUACACAGCGAAGGUGGUGGAGCGACACGACCCUCACAAGCAAAACCUGCCAAACCUUCGUUUGGAACAUCGCAUCCAUACCCAAUAACUCCAACGAUUGGGUCAAACUAUCCUUCACAUACAGGGGGAAAGCCAGGGUUUAUAACUGAAAGUAAACAAACUUCACCUGCUCUUCAAUCAUCCGUAAAUCAAGGUAGUAAUGUACCCUAUCCACCGGGACAUUCAACCACGGGUCAAACAAAUCCUCCAUGGAGUAAUCCCUACUUAGGCACUAACAAUCGACCAAGUGCACCUAGUCAAACUGUACCGGGUCAAACGAAUCCUCCAUGGAGUAAUCCAUAUGGAAAUGGUAGUCCGUCGAUUAGUAAUGUACCCUAUCCACCGGGACAUUCAACCACGGGUCAAACAAAUCCUCCAUGGAGUAAUCCCUACUUAGGCACUAACAAUCGACCAAGUGCACCUAGUCAAACUGUACCAGGUCAAACGAAUCCUUCAUGGAGUAAUUCCUAUCCAAAUGCUAAUCGACCAGCUAUGCCAGGUUUACAACCAUCUCCAAUUGGAUUCAAAGAUCACGUUUACCCACAGAAUUAUCCGACAUCUAUGAGCUCUCAGUUUAGUCAACCACCUAUCGGGGGCCAUUCUUAUCCUACUGGGAAUUAUCACUCGAUUGGUAUGCCAAUGGGAAAUCCUUACUCUUAUCAUCCUCCAGGAGGUGUUCAUAAUGCACCUGGACAAACUUACUAUCCACAACAACAAGUUCUCGCUCAACCUGCAGCACAACCAUUCAUACCUGGCCAAACUGUCAUAAUGGUUCCAGGGCAGCAAGAUUCUGGCAGGGGAUUAGGUCAAAUGGUUAAAGAAGCCCUUGUGUUUUCAACAAUUAAUGCAGGAGUGAACAGGUUAAUAAAUCCUCAUACUCAUACUCAUUAUGUUGAAAGCCGACCGGAGAGCGCAUCAUCAGCACCUACAACUCAUAUUACUUACAAUAAUCAGUAUUUUAAUACUGUACCUGGACAAAAUGGUUCAACAAAUCCGAUAAAUGUACCAGAAGGAAACACUCCUGCUGGUAAUUUUUCGACUGGAGCGUUUACUCCAAAUGUAGGAGGAGGCAAUAAUAUCUCUUCACCGGGAAUUGGAAAUACAUACCAUCCGAGUGUUCCGAAUAGUGAGGUACCUAGUUCAAAUGGAACUGUUAACGGAGGUAGCGGAACUAUUACUGGAACUGGUGCAAUUGGGAAUGUUGUUUCACCUACAACUCAAUCUGAUGCAGCAAGCAAUCAAAGGAAUCAAACGGAUAAUAUUAACAUUGUCGAUAAUACGCUUUACUAUAAGAUUUCUGACGAUGAACUUUAUAAAAUAACAGAAGAUAUUUUCGCAAAAUCACAUAAUAUAUCAAAAUACAUAAGACUAAAUUUGCAAAAUCGUGUUACAUCUACCAACAUAACAGACGAAGCUAUAGAACCACUAUUCGACGUUGAACAAGAGUUGCUGUAUUAUCCUUCAAUUUAUGUAAUGCGAGCUCUAUACGACAAUUACGAGCACGAUUUUCGGCAGAAGUUAAAUCGUACGAUUCAUAUACGCGAGAACGAGAAUCUAUUAAUCGAUACUUUCUUAAAUACGAACGAAAUGGCGAUAGCCAUGCAAUGGUUAGCCGACCAUGGAUUCAUCGAUCCUGACGACUUCGAGAAGAAGGAUGUUCUCCGUCGUAUUUGGUUCACUAUAUUCACCGGAAGUACGUGUGGAUUCGAACGGGUAUUUGCGUCUGAAAACUAUGGUACCGCUAUCAUCGGUGUGCAAGAUUGGAUCUACUUUGAAAAUCAGGAAUCUGCGAAGCGUAUAGAUUACAUGGGCUAUGUAGAUAAAUUGAAGCUUGGAGAUAAGGCCUCAUUGUUGAAAUUAAACUACAAAAUGGAUGGAAUCGAUAGACCAAACGCAACGAUAUUCGUAGGCACUAUGCCCGAGUUGGAGAUGUCCUUGUACACGAUAUGCUUUUUCGCAAGAUCGAACAAUUUAUGCCCAGUUUCUCUAGGAGGUACUAAGUUUAACAUUUAUACGCACUCUUUUACAUAUUUUGGAACCGAAGUUAUAGACCUCGGUCUACCGUUGUUCUAAUGUAGAUUAAUAUAGGAUAAUGUUUAUACUUUGUACCCUAUUCUUAUAGAUACGUAUAAAACGUUUAGUAUAUGUAUAUAGUAUAUCAUAUAUUCUGUAUAAGAUAUCACUGUUAUUAAUGUCAAUAAAAAUAUACAAAAAACGA